This is a messenger RNA of Saccostrea cuccullata (small rock oyster), 717 nucleotides long. RefSeq names its product ceramide synthase 6-like. The transcript has 4 exons. The record is from RefSeq and is a predicted model, not a curated record. The coding region runs from base 1 to 594 and encodes 197 amino acids. Gene Ontology annotation, biological process: ceramide biosynthetic process. NCBI's taxonomy places the organism in Eukaryota, Metazoa, Mollusca, Bivalvia, Ostreida, Ostreidae. Gene Ontology annotation, molecular function: sphingosine N-acyltransferase activity.
AUGUCUUGUAGAUAUGGGAUGUGGCGAGUUAUGACAGGCAGACAUAUGACCAUUGAGUUUUCUCUGAUGGAGGCAGGCCACACAAAGUUUCAUCCCGACUGGCAUUUUGGGCUCUGGAAGGUGAAAUGGCGAGGAACAACUGCAGAUAAUCUUGAGGAAGUGGCAAAUUCCGUUGCUCAUUCAUCUAGGAAUAACCAUAAUAUUCCCCAGCUUGUAGAGGAUCCCCAUACUGAAGUUGCAAAAAAGAUUGAGUUAUCAGAAAGGUCGAUUCAUCACUGGCUGAGGAAGCGGGCGAAGAAAGACAGUCCCAGUACCAUGCAGAAGUUCACAGAGUGUAGCUACCAUUUCAUUUUCUACUGUACCAUGUUUUUCUAUGGACUCUACAUACUAUGGGAUAAAUCGUGGUUUUGGGAAACAAAGUAUUGCUGGAUUGGUUGGCCUAAGCAGGUUAGUUUACCCGCAACAUUUAUGUCUUCUCUUCAGAUAUUUCAAUGUCCAAUAAUAUUAGGCCAACAAAGCUUCCUUUUAGUUUCUCAGGAACGACUACAUCAUCUUAAACACUGCUACAUUUAUCAAUUUUUAAAAAUUUUUUGAAAGGGUUAUAUUUAUUUAUUCAAUUUCCUAUUUUUUGAAUUGAAAAAAUUGAGUUUUUCCCCUUUUUAUACUUGCAAGAAAGUUUUAAAAAAUAUUCCACUUUGAAAUUAGAAAAUUUUGACC